This is a messenger RNA of Dunckerocampus dactyliophorus (ringed pipefish), 6385 nucleotides long. Its product is annotated as tudor domain-containing protein 5-like. Gene Ontology annotation, biological process: spermatogenesis. Lineage: Eukaryota; Metazoa; Chordata; Actinopteri; Syngnathiformes; Syngnathidae. Bases 1736 to 4228 code for a protein of 830 amino acids. The transcript has 20 exons. The record is from RefSeq and is a predicted model, not a curated record.
GAUGGGGGAGACGAACCUGCGAACAAAAGAUGAUCUUUAUACUAAUUAUAAUACUUGUGCACGUGGUGGUCUUAAUUAUGACGUUUGAGAAACUAUUGCCGAACAUAGUUAUUCAUAUUUUUUAAGUAAAACAAAUACCAAAGAUUUAUGUAGUUGUUAAGCUGUAAGCUAAGAGUCCGUGGGGGACUUUUGGACUUCGUAAUAGUAGUUGUCGACAUAUUCUUUAGCUGUUCCAGAGAACGUUAAAAUGCAUUUUUUUUUCCUACCGAAACAACGUCGUCAUUCCUUUGCAGUAAUUUUUCACAGAAAUAUCACGUUUGACGUACAGUCUCAGCAACAUUAGCUGUAGGCCUAAUCCAGUUCCAAUCAGUGUAUGCUAAUCACCCUUUACUUUGAUAACACAAGCCAUUUGAAGCAUCGCUUUUCUGUCCUCUUUUGUGUCAUUUAUGUAUUUACCAGUGUCUACGUUUUCAUCUCAGGUUGUUUUUACUUAAAUAUGCCCUUGAAAGGCGAGUUGGGUGUAGAUUGAUGAAUGCAUUUUUUUCAUGCUAAUUGCAUCCAAUGCAUUGUGUUCAUACCUGUUGUGUAUUCAGUAUUCUCUAUAAGACAUAUUUAGACAUGUUCAGACAACAAGUCAUGUUCAAUUAUGAUGUAUUCAAUUAAAGGGAUAGUUCGGAUUUUUUGACAUGAAGUUGUAUGAAGCAGUAUAUUACACCAACAGUGACUUAUUUCCCCAAUUGGUCCCGUGAGUCCAGGUCUGGUCGGACAUCGGUGAUGAGGAACGUAGUUGCGGUUAGUUGCUGGAGCCAUUUAAGUAAAGAGUUAGGCUUCUCAACAAAAUAUGCGUUUCUACAGAGUAAUACAUUUGCAUCGCAAAAGUGCCUCCUCAAAAAAAUCAGACCUCACAAAUCGCUUGGCGUUAUAUUUGUAUCCCUAUGCAUUCUUGUGUAUGUGAUGAACACACUCGCAUAUUAUUCCGCUGUGGAACAAACACAUAAACAAGAUGGCCGCGGAGGAAGAUGCCAGUGUCUUCAUCACAUAGACAAGAAUGCACAGGCGACAGUGUGCAGGGAUACGGCGGGAGACAAAUAUAACGCAGGUUUGAGACCCAGGCUUUCCAGUGUAAAUGAAAAAUCACUGAGUUGCACUGAGAAUGAUCCAAUCCCCAUUGUAAAUUAUAGUUAUAGUAUAUACAUUAAUGAACUUGCAGUCGAUUGUAAUGCAACAACAAAACAAAAACAUUUAAAUAGCUAAAUUCAUGUAAUAUUACAUACAGCGACAAUCGCUUGAAAACUGGCCAUCUUUUGAAAUUUUUCGUUCUUCGUUCAUGUUUUCAUGGUGCGUCAUUGUUUUUAAGUUGACUUGAGUUUAGUUAAUCAGUAAAUACAGUGGGACCUCAGUGCGCCUAUUAAAAUAAUUGAGUGCCCAAACAAAGCAUCUACACGUUGCUGACUCCGUAAAGAAUGGAUAGUGGUUCUUUUAGAAUUGGGACACUAUAGACAGAUUUGGGCCAGGGAAUCCUUUAAUCAUCUUUAUUGUGUGUAUGUAGGUGGUUUAUCUGUUCAUAGACCACACACAGGACGAUGAACAACUCUGUCUCCUUCCUUCCUCCUGUCAAGCCCUGCGCCGUGCACUGUUGGGGACGGCUGCACGAAAAAUUGGCAAGCACCAGAACUUUGAUAAAGAAGGACGGUUGCAACAAAAAAUUGCAAGCACCAGAACUUUGAUAAAGAAGAUGUCGUCAUGCAAGAUGAACCAGGACAACAUUUUUGCAAAUCUUAAGAAGGAUGUCCGCUCCUUACUCAUUUCAUCUAAAAUGGGUUUGAACCCUGACCAACUCAGACGGGACUACAACACUAUGUUAGGUCACCCUCUACCUCUAAAGCUCCUGGGCUUCAGAAACGUCAUGGAUAUGGUGAACAACAUGCCUGAUGUGGUGUCAGUGAACUUCAGAGAAGAUAGUGGCAUAUUCUUAAAGGCUGUGAGUGAUGAGUCCACUCGAAAUAUUGAGCAGCUGGUAGCCAAGCAGCGUACAUCCAAUGCAGACAAGAGGAGAAAAGAAAAGAAGUUCUCUUCACACCGCAGUUUUUACCAGCCAUCCUCAGUGAUUCUCCCCCGACGGGGUAGUGCUCCUCUGGCGCUCCCUCCCGAGCUAAGGGCAAAAUUACGCCUCCUCCUCUCCCAGGGUCCGCUGAGGUUGUCAGAACUGGAUAAUUGUUUUUUGCAAUGCUUUGGCUACCCUCUGCGUGUCCAUGAUUAUGGCUUCUACUCUAACGGAGAGAUGCUGCAAGUUGCUGACGAUCUAGUCCUGUUCCAGCACAGCAGGUUUGGCUCCAUCCUGUCUCUGAAAGACCAAAUGCUGCCCAAACCCCUGCUAAGAACAUAUUGCGCACAACUGAGCCCUGGCGCAGGCAAGAUGGUUACCCCCGCAGCUAACACGAGAGUCCCGAUCCCAACAAAAUCUCAAGUGGAUGUCCCAUCACAUGUACCUGGGAAUUCCGCCCACUCUGAGUCAACAAAUUCCAUUUGCAAGCUGCAGGUGAUUGAGAACAACCAAGAAUCACAACCUGAGCCCUGCCAGAAAAGUCUCUUUCAUCAACAUGCCCUAAAGCUGGAAGACGAGUUUCGCCAGCAAAUUGUUGAGAAUGGAAUUGCUGGCACUGUAAAUCAUGAGCUGAAAGAGAAGCUGCUAAAGGUUGUCAGCCAACGUGACUGUGGAUUAUCAGUCCAUAAUCUACCUGAAGAGUAUAAGAGGCUUUUUGGUGUAGACUUGCCACUGAAAGAGAACGGCUUUGUCAGUGUCACUGAGCUUGUUGACACCUUGGGCGACAUCUUCCACCUGCAACCUGCAGAGAGUGAUGGGAGACACCACUGGAUCAUAAAGAACAUUCAGGACGGUGGACUUUCACAUUCAGGACAACAUGAUGGUAUAAAUCAGCCACAUGGGUGUCACCUUAGAGAGUCUCUUUGGGAAGGCAAAGUGGAAGAUGAUGAUCACAUUUUAUCAGUGGACCAGGUUAAAGAGCCAUUGACCAGCAACCAUUUUAUGAACCAAGAAAGGAUGUCAGGGAUGUGCCCUGCCGUUAAGGUUUACUGCAGCUCUACUGUUCCUCUAGAUGCCCUGCAGGGUCAACAUCUUAAACAGCCGACGCAGUAUGCCACUCGAGUGUUGCUGCAAGUCAGGGUGGAACAAGUGGAGUCUCCGGGGCUCUUCUAUAUACACUUCAGCGAGAGCGAGGAGACCCAAGCUUUCGAGGACAUGAUGGUUGAGAUGAGACGAUGUUACUCCUCUCCUGAAAUCUUCGAUCGCUACCGCCUCCCAAAGCAAUUUGUCAGACAGGGGCAGGUCUGCUGUGUGUCAUCCAAGUACAUGUUUUUCUACCGGGGAGUGAUUCACCAGGUUUUCAGCCCCACCAGUGUUGAGGUGUACCUUGUGGACAUUGGCAAUAUGAUCACCGUGAACACUGCAAACCUGAAGUUCCUCAAGUCAAGUUUCUCUGCUGUCCCAGCACAAGCUGUCCCGUCAUCACUAGCUGGAAUUAAACCAACAAAUGGGGAUUGGACUUCAGAGGCCACCGCUUCCUUCGUCAAGCUUUGCUCUAAUCGCACCCUCGUGGCUGCUCUGAAUUGCUACACUGGAGAUGUGCUCCAGCUCUACCUGUGUGACACUCACACUGACAAAGACAUCUACAUCCACCAGAUCCUCAUGAGCCAGGGAUAUGGGGUCGCCUGCAGCCCCUCGGCCAGUGCAGCAUUGUGUGUCCAGGUCACCCCUGUUAGUCUAUACCUGGGGGAGGGUACAUUUGACCUGCCAGAUGUUGAAGAGGAGACUACUUGCAGCCUCCAGCCAGCAGAAAAACUUGAACAGUCAUCGAUGGCUGCACUGAAGCUUGAAGCAGAGGAGCUGCCUGCCUUAGAGUUUAUUGAGGACAGCGGCCUCAGCGUCGAUAUCCAGAACACUUCAUUGACACGUAAAGAGGAGGAACAAGCACUCAUAGUCACAGAAGCUUCCACACUUGCUCUACCUCAUGCCCUGAAGAUGCUGGAGCAACACCAGGACUGCAGCUUUCAGGAUGAAGAAAACGCCAACAAGCCCCCUGUAGGGAAACACUCAAUGGCAGGAAUGAAGAACAACUUCCUUUUAACAGGAAUGUUUGUGAAGCAAGAACCUCGCUUGGGUUGGGGUGCUAGCCUUCUGCCUCGACCGGUUGGCUUGAGAUGGAAAUAGAGGAAAGAUGGAAAGCAGGGCUGACAGGUAUGAACAGGUGAAGAAGAGGAGAGAGGAGAUUAGAUCCCGUUCAUGUGCUUUAUUUCUUAUUGCGACUGUAGUUUGCAGUGGUGCUGCUGUCUUGUUGGAUCUUGUUUUGAUGACUGCAUAUGUUCUAAUAGUCUGUGUUCAUAAAGUGGAUACAAACACAUCUCAAAUUAUGUCAAAUAAAGCAGGCCACGAGAAAUCAUUUCUAAACUUGGACGUGACCACCAUGUGAAAUUGAAAUUCAUUUAGGGUAAGGAGGAAUAAUGUAUUUCCAUAAGUGUGCAUGUCGUUAAACUAAUACUACAUUGAAGCACAUUGUACAUUGACUACACUAUAAGAAGUAGUUGACCUGGGGGAGAAAAAUUGGGGAGCUGUUGGCGAGAAUUGCAGGACUUGAUCAAUUUGCCCAGGACCGAACAGAAGGCCCUUUUCAGUUUAGUUCAAAGUUUGAAUGCGUGAUGCGAACACACAAAAAUGCAGACUGACUCACCGUCAGUGCGAGAGCAGAUGAUGUUAGCGUGGUUUGAUGUGCGUGAGCGACAGGCACAGCAUGUUUUUACCGUCCGUUUUACUUAGUCUUGUUUUAGUAGUGGUCAGCGCCGAAAAUCAAGCCUUAGACAAGUAAUUGGUUGGGAAUGGUAACAAUGUCUUCAGUGCUGCUGAAAGUUCUGGGUAGUUCAUUUUCAUUUGAGUCAGAAAUGACACACAAGCUACACACACACACAAAUUGGCUGAUUAACAUGCCUGGAAGCGACAAAACCAUAUUUUAAGUAGUCGGGAUGUCCCGUUCCGCAUUUUUUGGCUUCCAAUCAGAUGUUUUUUGUAGUCAUGCCGACCCAAUCCGAUACCGAUCUUUUUUUGUUUGUUUUUAUGUAGGCAGUCAUCGAUGUGGUGUGGUUUAUCGUGCAAAACUUGGAUAAAUGCGCUCACCGACCGAUGUAGGCAAAAGUUCUUCUUCUCAUCCGAAAAUAAUUUUUAAAGGUUUUAGUGAAGCAGCUCUACUCAGUAUCGCACCGCUCUUGCCCCUCACGCGCACCUUGAGUUGUCUACAAACUGCCGUAGCCAAAAUUCUUGCCCUCUUUCUUCUUAAUCUCCGACACGGAAUCAUUUGGUUCCGAAAAUAUUGACUCCUGUUGCACAAAAUCCUUGAAACUGCCACAAACGCGUUCAGGAGAGCACGCUAGCAAUGUGCGGAUCGACACUGAAAUAUCGAUACUUCCAUACCAGCUCCUUCAUGUUCUAAAGUCGAUCCUGAAAUCCAAAUAGUGAUACUUCAACUUCUUGCCCGAAGUCAGCUGGGAUAGCCUCCAGCAUACCACCGCAACCCUAGUGAGGAUAAGAAAAAUAGAAAAUGGAUGGAUGGCUUUUGUCAUGCAAAUGUACAGUAUACUCUUUUGUUUGUGUUGUUUUGAGGAGCAGAACGCUGUACCAACUAACCGGAGCUACUUUCUUAAACAGCAAAAACCAACCAGAACACGACUCACGGGACGAAGUGGGGGAAAAGUCACUGUUGUUGCGCUACACUGCUGAUGGGGAUGCCAUACAACUUCAUGUCAAAAAACCGAACUAUCCCUUUAACACACCUCAAUGAUACCUGUGUAUCUGUACCUGUAUCUACCAAUCGGUGUGUGGCACUACCCAGUGGCUAUACUCUCACACUCCUGUUGGAUAAAAAUUGAUCAUUUUUAGUUAGUCCAGUGGUUCUCAAUAAUUUCCGGUCAUGCCCCAUGGGAACAGAAAUGUUUUCACGCCAACACCCCCCCCCAACUGAUAAUAUAUUUUUAUUUAUCUCUACUGUAGAGACUGAACUCGAAAGUGUCAACUAUUUCAGAAGCACUGAGUUAGUCCAACUUUUGUUUCCAAGUUUGUGUUUGUUACACUUAUGAAUAUGUGGCCUUAUAGUUUUAUACUUAGAAGCAUGCAGCAACAUGUGUUGUCUUUGUUCUGCAGAUGACUCUUCUGUCAAUGCUACUUGAGUUACUCUAGAAUCAGAAAGGUUUGGUGGGGUUUUCUGCAUGUGCUUAAUCAGUUAUGCCAAUAUUUACACCAACUUCAAAAAUGGUUAGUUUUUUUGUUCUUAGCAACUACAGCUGGUUUCCUCUGUACUUAACGGAAGAAUAAAUUGAUCUU